This is a messenger RNA of Armigeres subalbatus, 1074 nucleotides long. RefSeq names its product fatty acid hydroxylase domain-containing protein 2-like. The record is from RefSeq and is a predicted model, not a curated record. Bases 148 to 993 code for a protein of 281 amino acids. The transcript has 4 exons. Gene Ontology annotation, molecular function: C-4 methylsterol oxidase activity; iron ion binding. Gene Ontology annotation, biological process: sterol biosynthetic process. NCBI's taxonomy places the organism in Eukaryota, Metazoa, Arthropoda, Insecta, Diptera, Culicidae. Gene Ontology annotation, cellular component: endoplasmic reticulum membrane.
CGUUUGUAUACAUAGUGAAAAUAUGAAACAAUCUUAUCUCUGUACACCGAAACCACGACUAUAGGUUUGAAUAAAUCCUAGCCAGUUGGUCCGAGACGAUCGUUGGCUUUGUACUGAGGACAAAUUUCACCGGUCUCCAGAGCAGAAAUGGAUUACAACAUUUCGAAUAGCGAAGGUUUUCUGCAACAGAAAUGGGAUGCCUUUCUGGACGUGGUCGGUGAUGACCCGGCUACUCUGUACAUUUGGAUACAAAUGACCUCCGUCUACUCGCAUUACUGGCUUCUGGGUGGUCUCUUCAUGAUUAUGGACAUCACCGGAAAGCCAAAAUUCCUUCGAAAAUAUAAAACGCAGCCCGGUGUCAAUGAACCGAUCGCGUGGGUCGAUCUAAAAAAGAUCAUCAAAACGGUCCUGUUCAAUCAGUUUGCCAUUGGGGCUCCUCUCUCGUACAUCGGAUUUCAUCUGUCGAUUAGCAAGCACAUCACGGAUAUCCACAUUCUACCGCCAUUGAGCAUCAUUGUGCGAGAUCUUAUCAUUUGCAGGCUUAUGUGGGAAAUCGGAUUUUACUACAGCCAUCGACUAUUGCAUAACAAGUACCUGUACAAGAUCAUUCACAAGAAACAUCACGAGUUUACCGCUCCGGUAUCAUGGGCCGCCGUUUACGCACACCCCAUUGAGCACAUAUUGAGCAACAUGAUUCCACCGAUGCUGGGAGUGUCACUGACGAAGUGCCACGUGGUGACUUCGAUGCUCUGGUUCAACUACGUCAUCAAUCAUACGUUGACGGCGCAUUCCGGCUAUCACCUACCGUUCAUGCUAAGCUCGGAAUUUCACGACUAUCAUCAUUUGAAGUUCAAUCAAUGCUUCGGUACCAAUGGCCUCCUGGAUUGGAUACAUGGCACUGAUGCAGAUUUCCGUAAGACCAAGUAUGGUAAACGUGACCAGAGGUUAUUCGGGCUUAAAUCAGCAAGAGAGCUUGUUCCCGAUAAGAGUUAAGAAGUUAGUAUUUUAUAAGUGAUAGUUUGUAGAAACAACAUAUCUGGUCUAAUUAAAGGGUUUUCAUGUUUCAUAUAAUUA